Doryrhamphus excisus (bluestripe pipefish) is the source of this 3683-nucleotide messenger RNA. It is a transcript of the gene nol4la, whose product is annotated as nucleolar protein 4-like a. The record is from RefSeq and is a predicted model, not a curated record. Lineage: Eukaryota; Metazoa; Chordata; Actinopteri; Syngnathiformes; Syngnathidae.
ACACACACACACACACAGGCGAAAAACUGCACACAUAAGACCCAGAUGAUGAACAUUGUGAUAUGUUUGGUUGCUCAUGAGCAAGUUUUUACUGUCAUCGUCAUGCUUUAAAUGAAGUGACUUAUUUUGAAUCAUUGAAUUUUGAAUUUUUUUUUUUAACCAUACCAGAUGUUGCGAUAUUUUGAAUUGGAAUCCCACUCAAGACGAGAAUGCCACUCAUUCAUUCAUGUUGAAAUAACUAUGAAUGCAUUAUAUGUAUAUGUAUAACAAAGAAAUAUAUGUCUUAUUGCACAAUGGGACCUGCAUCCACUCGGUAUUUCUAUAUGUUAGUCCUCCCUAAAUGGGACAUUGUGUGUGGUUUACAUACCGGGAUAGGCCUGUUAAUGCACAUAGGAGGUUCAAUGCAAGAGAUGCCAUUCAAACAGGUGCGAGGAGAGGGAGGCGCAUGUGGGUCGGAGGCGCAACAUCGCGAGCAUCUUUGCUUCUUAAAGGUCGAGCCCAUUGUAUGUGAAACUAUAGUGCCGGUGGUUAGAAAGUAGGUUGAUAGAAACUGAAACCGACGUUUGUUUCCGCGCUUUUGUCUCCACUGAGGUCUGUUUUUUUUUUUUUUUUUUUUGUUCCCGGAGACGAAAAAGACGUUUUACGCACAGGUGGGAGAUGGCCGCCCGGCAUAGGACAGCCCCCCGCUCUGCUCCUCAGCUCAUGAUUUGAGGAAGUGACAUUUAUCACCGCUGCGGUUCGGGACAGCGCUGCUCCGCUGCAAACAGGUGUGCUGCCGUCCGGGUCACUUGAGCAGAGGAACCACCGCGUCCCAGAAGCCGAAUCGAGUACGUGGGGACGGCAGGGGGUCGAAGCAAGAGGAAAGCCGCUCAAGUGUGCUCUUUUAUUAGCCCGGGCUUUGGAUCCAGACGGGGGGAGCGAGAGAGAGAGAGAGCGAGAAGGGGAGGCGAGGGCGAGAAAUGGCAACGAAGAAGGCGUGCGUGGAUGCGCCCAAGAGGAGCCGGAGUCCGGUCGUGUUGGAGGCGGAGAUGUUCAGUGAAUUUCAGGACUGGUGUCUCCGCACUUACGGAGACUCUGGCAAAACAAAGACCGUCACCCGGCGAAAAUAUAACAAAAUCAUGCAGACGUUAUUGCAAAACGACGAGUCGGACGGCGUGUACGUGGACAACAGCCACAUUAACGCCAAAUUCAAAUUUUGGGUGAAGUCCAAAGGAUUUCAGGUGGGGACCAACGUUUUGGGAGAGCACAACAAGAAAGGAGCUCCAGGGAAGCCCGUUCUAUAUGUCCCGGUUAAGUCAACGUGUUCAGACGGCCAUUCGGCCCAGGACAACUCCUCUUUGAAGCGCGUGGCAGUAGUCGAAGACUUCUUCGACAUCAUCUAUGCCAUGCACGUGGAGAUUGGUGCCGACCCCGGCAGGGCGCCGAAACAUGCGGGCCAAAAGAAGACCUACAAAGCGAUAGCAGAGACCUAUGCCUUCCUGCCUAGGGAGGCGGUGACUCGGUUCCUAAUGAGCUGUGGAGAGUGUCAGAAGAGGAUGCACAUCAACCCCAGCACUGCAGAGUUCAAAGAAAAUGAUCGACCAACCUCUCUGGUCCCUGACCUCAUUGAUUACAACAUGCCCCUUACUGCCACCUACCUGAAGCAAAUGAAACUGCAGUGCAUGACAGCCACGGAGAGGGAUGACAGCUCGGUAAGUAGCGAGGACAUGAAUGGUGCUGAGCCUGCAUGGGUCGCAGCUGAGCAGCCGCCAGUGCCUGAGCCCGGUCUGCCAAAUGGAGAGAGGCUCGGCGACCCAGCAGCCACCAUUAAAGAAGAGGACGCAGACGACGACUCCUCACAGGGCAGCAGUGCCAACGGCAUGCCGGCCCUGACCUCGCCAGAGGUGCACCCCGUGGGCGGGAACCCACCAGAGGGCGGUGCCCUAUACGGGGAUGUGACCGAGAACGGGUUGAGUGCUCCCUUGGACUUUAGCACCACCUUGUCCUCGUCCUCCUCGGAUGACCAGCAGCCAGUCAACCUGAGUGACAGACUCCUGCCGGCGGGGUGUUCACCGCAGAAUUCUUAUCCGGCAGACCCAAACAGGAAGUACCCCAUCAAAACAGAGUACUCCAACAAGUCCCCUCCAUACAGCUCAGGAAGCUACGACUCUGUGAAGACUGAACUGAGCAUGUGUGCAGAGGACUUGACCUCCGGCCGUGCACAGAUAGUUGAUGAUGAUGACGAUGAUCAUGAUGACCAUGACGACGCCGAUAAGAUCAAUGACGCAGAGGGAAUGGACCCAGAGAGACUUAAAGCCUUUAAUAUGUUUGUGCGUCUGUUUGUGGAUGAGAAUCUGGACCGCAUGGUACCCAUCUCCAAACAGCCCAAGGAGAAGAUCCAGGCCAUCAUGGAGUCCUGCAGUCGCCAGUUCCCUGAGUUCCAGGAGCGCUCCCGCAAGCGCAUUCGCACCUACCUCAAAUCUUGUCGCCGCAUGAAAAAAAGUGGUUUUGAGAUACGACCGACACCUCCUCACCUCACCUCUGCCAUGGCUGAGAACAUUCUUGCUGCUGCGUGCGAGAGCGAAACCCGAAACGCGGCCAAGAGGAUGCGGCUUGAUGUCUACCCAGCGGACGAGCCUAUCUCUGUAGACAAGCCCAGCACAAGGGAUCCUGCAUCUGUGGCCCCGUCAAGCUUCGCCAUUUCCAGCACAGCUUUUGCCCAAGACCAGCUCUACACCAACGGAGGCCUCAACUACAACCUGCGGGGAUACGGAACAGUCAGCAGCAACCAACAGAAUGCUGCUGCUGGGGCCCACACCAACGGUCCAACAGACCUGAGCAUGAAGUCCAUCGCUCCAAACUCCUCCUCCUCUAGCUCCAACAGUCAUGGUCAGGGAGGCGGCGGGGGAGGAGCUUCGGCCCAGCUCAGCCCUCCAGAGGUCACGGCAGUGAGGCAGCUCAUCGCUGGUUACCGGGAGUCCGCGGCUUUCCUGCUUCGCUCGGCGGACGAGCUGGAGAACCUGAUCCUGCAGCAGAACUGAGCUUGAGCCCACCCACAAUGCAGCCUGUGCGUCUACAUAUGUAAAUAUGUCACGCUGACAUGCAAUUCUUGGACCGACACAAACAGACAGGAGUGGUUCUGCCAAGCACGGCGGGUCCUGUAAAGUACCUUUACUCAACCCACGCAAAUUAUUUAUGCAUUCGGUUCCCUUUGACCUCAGUGCUCUGUCUUGCUUUCGCCACCGCAACCCCCAUUUGUCUCAGGAAGUGAUAAUCUGUAUGGAAAAAAACUAGUGGAGUAUUGCAAGAAUUCAAUUCUCAUUGUCGUGCUAAGGUUUGCCAUUGUUAUGUUGUCACACACACAUGUAAAAUAUCCUGUACAGUGACGCGGUUUGAUUGGGUGAUCUACUCCGUAUUGAUACUACAUUUAUAAAUGUUUCCAAAAAUAAUGACUUCGCAUCGGGAAAAAAAAAAAAUUACAUUUUGGACCAUUUUAGUAGUCUCUUUAAACUGUGUGGUCGAAAUAUUACCUCGUAAGACUCACGACCUGAACAUGCCUGGAUGGGUACUGACUAGGAAGCCUGAGUAUGAGCUCAUACGAGGUCACAAAAACCUGUCAGGGAAAAGUAAAAAAAAAAAAAAAAGAAAGAAGAGAUUAAUAUAUUGUUUAAUGUCAGCAGAGGAAGGUGCAAUAUUGAUGAUAA